This is a messenger RNA of Nyctereutes procyonoides (raccoon dog), 1506 nucleotides long. It is a transcript of the gene TCTE1, whose product is annotated as t-complex-associated-testis-expressed 1. The transcript is spliced from 4 exons. Gene Ontology annotation, molecular function: protein binding. Gene Ontology annotation, biological process: flagellated sperm motility. Bases 1 to 1506 code for a protein of 501 amino acids. Gene Ontology annotation, cellular component: sperm flagellum. The record is from RefSeq and is a predicted model, not a curated record. Lineage: Eukaryota; Metazoa; Chordata; Mammalia; Carnivora; Canidae.
AUGCAGGAAACCCUAGUGACACCAACACUGUCAGUCCUCAGCCGAUCCUCAACCACCAUGCAGGACAGGUCCUCCACCGCAGGCCAAGCUUCAAGCACAGGUCCCCAGCCCUCAAGACCCUCAGUCAUCCCACCCCCCAGCAAGUCCAAGGGCUGGAAAUCCGGAGCCAAUGUACGUCAGAUGCGCAGGAUCAUAGCUGAGGACCCUGAGUGGUCACUGGCCAUCGUGCCCCUCCUCACAGAGCUCUGCAUUCAGCACAUUGUUGAGAACUUCCAGAACAACCCUAUCCUGAAGCAGCUGCUUCCAGAGCACCAGCAGAAGGUCCUGAACCACUUGUCCCCCGACCUGCCGCUGACCGUGACCGCCAACCUGAUCGACGACGAGAACUACUGGCGCCGUUGCUGCAUGCAGCGCUGGCCCGUGUGCCACGUGGCCAGGCACGGAGGCAGCUGGAAGCGCCUGUUCUUCGAGCGGCACCUGGAAAACCUGAUAAAGCACUUCAUCCCGAGCACCACAGACCCCGCGGUGAUCCUCGACCUGCUGCCAUUCUGCAGGAACUACGUGCGCAGGCUCCGCGUGGAUCAGUUCCUUCCGCCCGUGCAGCUCCCGCUCCAGCCGUGGAACGGGGAGCUGUCCGACUCGGGCAGCGAGGCCGAGAUGGAGCAGCCCACCGGGGACCACUACCAACUGCGGGACCUGGUAGCUGGCCUGAGCCACCUGGAGGAGCUGGACCUGGUGUAUGGGGUCAAGGACUGCGGCAUGAACUUCGAGUGGAACCUCUUCCUCUUCACCUAUCAGGACUGCCACUCCCUGGCGACCACCAUCAAGGCAUGCCACACCCUCAAGACCUUCAGACUGACCCGAAGCAAGGUGGACGAUGACAAGGCACGCAUACUAAUUCGCAGCCUCCUGGAUCACCCAGCCCUUGAGGAGCUGGACCUGUCACACAACCUCAUCGGGGACCGCGGCGCACGUGCCGCGGCCAAGCUGCUAAGCCACAGCCACCUCCGUGUGCUCACCCUGGCCAACAACCAGGUGCGUGCGCCUGGUGCCCAGUCACUGGCUCACGCCCUAGCACACAACACCAACCUCAUUUCCCUCAACCUGCGCCUCAACUGCAUUGAAGAUGAGGGUGGCCAGGCACUUGCCCAUGCCUUACAGACCAACAAGUGCCUCACAACCCUGCACCUCGGGGGCAAUGAACUCUCUGAGCCCACCGCCACCCUCCUCUCCCAGGUGCUCACUGUCAACACUACGCUCACCAGCAUCAACCUGUCCUGCAAUCACAUCGGGCUGGACGGCGGGAAGCAGCUCCUGGAAGGCAUGUCAGACAACAAGACCCUCCUGGAGUUUGACUUGCGCCUGUCAGAUGUAGCCCAGGAGAGCGAGUACCUCAUUGGCCAGGCCCUCUGUGCCAACCGGGAAGCCGCCCGCCAGCGGGCCUUGAAUCCCAGCCACUUCAUAUCACCAAUCACUGCCAAGGGCCCUGAGAACCCUGUAGGAUAA